AUGGGGGAAAGGCGCGCGCAGUCCUUCCACAUGACGUGCCACGUGCAGCGCGACUACGGCAGCAGGAUGGGGAGCUCCUUCAUAAGCUGCAGGCCCAACGGGUACGCCGCCACCAGCCUGGCCGCCGCCGGCCCGGCCCGGGAGGCGGAGGCGGACGCCGACCCCGCGGCCUCCACGGGCGCCGCCCCGACUGGCAGCUCCACCCUCCGGGCCCCGGCGCCCGACAAGAGCUGCCACCGCCUCGCCCCCCGGGAGCCCGACCCCGCGGCGUCGACCAACGGAUCCGGCCUCCCCCGCUGUCCGCCGGCGGCCCCCGAGCCCCGGCCCGUGCCCGGGCCGCCCUCCGUGACCGUGGUCCCCGUGGCGCUCCCUCGCUCCAGCUGGCUGCGUCAUCACCAGAAGGAUUUCCAGAGCCCUUACGUCAAGACCAGCGUGCAGGGGGACGUUUACAACUUCCUAGAGAGGCCCGCGGGAGUGAAAUGCUUCCUCUACCACUUCCUCGUAUUCGUCAUGGUCCUGGUGUGUCUAAUCUUCAGUGUCCUGUCCACUAUAGAGCAAUAUGCAGAAUUUGCCACAGGAACCCUCUUCUGGAUGGAGAUUGUGCUGGUGCUGUUCUUUGGCACGGAGUACGUGGUCCGGCUGUGGUCGGCAGGCUGUCGCAGCAAAUACGCCGGCAUCAGGGGACGCCUGUGCUUUAUCAGGAAGCCCAUAUCCAUCAUAGAUCUGAUUGUGGUCAUUGCCUCGAUCAUUGUGCUUGGCGUAGGCUCCAAUGGCCAAGUGUUUGCCACGUCCGCCAUCAGGGGCAUCCGCUUCCUCCAAAUCCUGCGCAUGCUGCAUGUGGAUCGACAGGGAGGAACAUGGAGGCUCCUGGGAUCUGUUGUCUUCAUUCAUCGACAGGAGCUGAUCACCACCCUGUACAUCGGAUUCCUGGGCCUCAUCUUUUCCUCCUACUUUGUCUACCUGGCGGAGAAGGACGCGGUGGACGAAGAGGGCAAGACGGGCUUCUCCAGCUACGCCGAUGCCCUGUGGUGGGGUGUGGUGACCGUCACCACCAUCGGCUACGGAGACAAAAUCCCCCAAACGUGGAUAGGCAAGGCCAUUGCCUCCUGCUUCAGCGUCUUCGCCAUCUCCUUCUUCGCUCUGCCUGCCGGUAUCCUGGGCUCGGGGUUUGCCCUGAAAGUCCAACAGAAGCAAAGACAGAAGCACUUCAACAGACAGAUCCCUGCUGCAGCUUGCCUCAUCCAGACGCUUUGGAGGUGCUACGCAGCAGAGAAACCCGACAGCGGUUCUUCCACGUGGAAAAUGUAUGUUCUGACUCCGGAGAGCGUCCCCACAGUGGAACCGGACACCCUCAUCCCGCACGUCAGGAUACUCAACAUAUCGAAAAGGGGGACCAAGAGGAGGUUGAAGCCCAGAGGUAGCGGCUCAAUGGGCGAAGCCUCGGAAAGGGCCGUGUCCAUCCCCCAGAUCACCCUCGAUCGCAUCGAUGACUCCGAGGAGAAGAAGGACGCCUCUUUUUUACUGAAAAAAUCAGGCCGGCCUGAACAUUCUUGGUCGUCUUUCACUCUGAGCUGCCCUGGUUCCCCAGUGAGGCGGGCUCUCGAUGACAGCACCUCCGUCAACAUCUCCCGGGCCAACAGCAUCACAGACGAGCUGGACUACAUGACCGAGAACAUUCCCCUUCCAGUGGUGACGGCCAACGCUCCCAUUCCUGUCGUGGGGACAGACGGGAAGCCAUCCGGUCACACGCUGCGCAAAGACCGCGCCGUCAGGGCCGUGGGGGGGACGGUCGCCGUGCCAGAUUGUCGUCACUGGGUCCACAAAAUGGACCAGAACAUGAACUCCAUCCUGCGGAUCCUGCUGGAGCAGUUCCCUCCGAAGCCGGAGCUGACGUACAAGCCCUCCAUGCGCAGGGUGACCAUCCAGAAGCGCAUGGGCGCCAGCGUGGACGACGAGCGCUAG
Messenger RNA from Pungitius pungitius (ninespine stickleback), 1962 nucleotides. RefSeq names its product potassium voltage-gated channel, KQT-like subfamily, member 1.2 (gene kcnq1.2). The transcript has 14 exons. Lineage: Eukaryota; Metazoa; Chordata; Actinopteri; Perciformes; Gasterosteidae. Gene Ontology annotation, cellular component: membrane; voltage-gated potassium channel complex. Gene Ontology annotation, molecular function: voltage-gated potassium channel activity. The coding region runs from base 1 to 1962 and encodes 653 amino acids. The record is from RefSeq and is a predicted model, not a curated record. Gene Ontology annotation, biological process: potassium ion transmembrane transport.